This is a messenger RNA of Macrobrachium nipponense, 14963 nucleotides long. RefSeq names its product ubinuclein-1-like. NCBI's taxonomy places the organism in Eukaryota, Metazoa, Arthropoda, Malacostraca, Decapoda, Palaemonidae. Gene Ontology annotation, cellular component: nucleus. Gene Ontology annotation, biological process: chromatin organization. The record is from RefSeq and is a predicted model, not a curated record.
CGCAAGUAAGCCAGUAGUGAAAGAUGGAAGUGGAGGUGAACAGUGUUUGAAUGUUGUACGGACUAAAUUUUACAUAUUUUUAUAAUAAUUGAAUGGAAAAAGCCAAGCAAACAUGACAGAGCCGAAGAAGGUGGCACUAACUACCCUUGGCCCUGCGAAAAAAGAAAAGAAACGCGACAGGAGGUUGAAAUCAGUGCGCCUAAAUCUGACAUUGGCUGAGUCCAAUGAAAAGUUCUGUCCCGAGUUCAACUAUCGAGAAUUGGUCUCUCUAAAACUGCACGAAAGGUUAGGGAAAAAAAGAUUAGGUGAUGUCAUCAAUGGCCCAGCGUUAGAUCCUACCGACCCUUUUGCUGGAGACGAAGAUGCUGCCUUGAAAGCUUUGGCCAAGCAGAUGGAAAGCAAAUAUGCAUCAUAUGGACCAACAAAGAAGAAGAAGAGGAGAAAAGAAAAUGAUUUUAGUACCCUUGGGGAAGGUUAUGAUGAAACAGAUCCAUUUAUUGAUAACUCUGAUGCUUUUGAUGAGGUGGUGCCAACUCACAUGGAAACAAAGCACAGGGGGUUUUAUGUUAACUCUGGUGAAUUGGACUUUGAAGAAGUAGCACAUGAGUCUGUGGAGGAAGAAGAUUCUGUCCUGCUAAGUGAUAUAGAAGUUGGAAGAAAAAAGAUUGUGAAGAGAAUUGAAUCGGAUGCAGAAGAAGAGGGUGAAGAGGAGGAAGACAGCAACAAAGGCGAUACUGUGUAUGAAAAUGGAAUUAUCCGUCCGAAGAAGAGGAAGUUAGAUGAAGGGGAAUUAUUGAGGAAGAGAAAGAAGAUGAUUGGUAAAUUUAAUGCCAAAAAUCUAGAAAAGAAAGACUCCGAUCCAGAAAUGGAUAAAGUGGUGAAUGGUUGUGAUAAUAAAGGUGAUAUUGCACUUAAUGACCAGAGUAUAGCUGCCAGCAUAGAAGCUGUGAUCAGCAAAGCCAGGGAAGAGGCUGUAGACAAAAGAAGUGACACCCAAGAGUCGGCAUCAGGAUCAGAUUCAAGUUCCUCUGAUAGUGAUUCUUCAGGAAGUUCUUCGUCCAGUGAUAGUGAUUCGGACGAUGAUGAUGACAAUGAUGAGAAAGACGAUGAUAAUGAAGGUGAAGGUGAAGAAGAAGCAGAAGGGCAAGACAUUGAAAACGGUCAACAUGAUGCUGACAGCGAUGAUAUACCCCUUCCUAAUAAUCUUCCUCCAGACUUAAUACAGCUCCUUAAUAAACUAAAAGAAGAAGGCCAUGCGUGUAAAGGAUCAAGCCAAAAGUUUUUUACAGAUGCUGUUAAUAAAUUAUUACUAAGUAUCGUCAUUAAGUUGAAUAAAUUGGGUGUAAGAAAGAAAACACAGAUAUACAAUCAUCUCUCACAACAUUUGCCUUGCGGUACCCAGACAAUUGUUAAACGAGCAAAAAAUCUCCUCACUGAGAAACAGGAAAUUAGAAUACGGGAACCCCUCUAUAGAUUAAAGCUAGCUAUAAAUUCAGUGAUGCCUUCAUUGAUAGAACAGCAUGCCCUUGAAUGUCAGAAGGCUGUUGAAUCUAAGGGUGAAAAUGGAGGUGCUCCUGUGGAAGAUGAAGAAGAAGAUGGUGAUAAGAAGAAAUGUAAACUUCCUAAGAAGAAAUUUGUUUUCAAUGAUGAAAUCAGGAGUUGCUUGUGUAAUGUUUCAGAAGUUCGGGUUCAGUUUUGGCACUUGAUCAGGAAGCGAUGUGAAUCUCCCGAGGAACACAUACGAAUGUUCCUUGAUAGUGAAGUACGACCCUUGUGGCCCAAAGGCUGGAUGAAUUCCAGGAUACUUUACAAAGAAAGCUACUCAGAACAUGCUGUACUUACGGAUGGAGGUCGUCCAAGAACACCCAUGAAGAAAGGGCUGUCAGAUGGUAUUUUAUCUUCUCUCACAAGUAGUGUGAGUACACAGCCCCCAAAGCCUUCUCUCUCAGCAACAGUUAUUCCAAAGAACCACUCUCCCUCAGUGUCUAGUUCACCAAAGUCAGAGGUACUGAAAAAGAAAAACAUGGCUAGUGAGCAGAAAACAAAUAGCAGAGUGCCUGGGGAAGGUUCAUUGCCUCCUCCCCCAGUACCUGCGAGUGGUGGCCUUAGUAUUAAGUCAGUGGAAAAAAUUAAUGAGGGCGCCAGUAGGAUUAUACAAAGUACAGGUAAUAAUUUCACUGCAGAGCCCAGUGUUAGUAAGGAGAGAAUAAAACCUGAAACAACUAUAAUUCCUAGUGUUGAAGAAAGUGCUUCAAAAGUUAGUCUUGAAGAAAAAUUGACUUCUAGAAAAGGUGAUGUAAGUGUUAUAGAUUUAUCAAGUGAUGAUGAUAAGACAGAUGUGAAAGUAAAACUUAACCAAGUUUUAUCAUCAAAAUCCAGUGAUCUCGGAAAUGAGAAAAAAGACGAGGAAAAGGAAAGUGUUGCAGUUUCCAAUACUACACUUAUAACCAAGUUUGAGGAGGUUGAAGUGAAGAAUGAAGACAACUUGGAGGAGGAAAUGAAUCUGGUUAUGAAUGAACUGCUGCAGAUUUCAAAACAAAAGUCUGUUGAUGGAAAUCCUGAUAAACUAACUUCUCCAAAAGACAAUGUCCCUUCAUCAACUGUUAUCACAAUGGCUUCAAAGGAUCCAAAUGACGUUAAAUUGCAAGUACAAAGUCAAAUGCAACAGCAAGUCUCACAAUCAAGUGCUCCUUCUAUUCAAACAGAUAAAUACUCUCAAAAAUCAAGUACAUCUGCUGUCCAUUCAGACAAGUAUUCUCAUAAAGCAAGUGCAUCUUCAGUACAAGCAGAUAAAUAUUCUCAAAAACAUCAUUCAACAUCACCAACAUACUCUUCUCAGACCUCCCCAGGGAGGAACCAAAGACCAGGUCAUCAUACUUCACCAGUCCAAGAACAGAAAACAAAUCACCCUCAUGUUGAUCAUAAACAGCAUCAUGCAUCCCCGGUAGAUCCUCUCAAGCAGCAGUCUCAACCCAGUCCGUCAUCAGCUCACCAUAAAUCACACUCAAGUGUCCAGCUGAAUUCCUCCAUUCAGUCUCACUCGUCAUCUCAUUUGCCAAAGGAUGUACAUCAGCCCAAAUCUAUGCAACAGUCACAGUCUCACCAUCAUUCCUCUGUUAGUCUGCAAAAGCCAAGUUCUCAACAGUCAUUAGGUUUACCAUAUUCCUCACAGUCACAACCUAUGAAGACUGUUUCUGACUCUUCUCAUAAGAAGCUAAGUUCCCAGCAGUUCUCACAAUCUCUCCACUCGCAGUCAGUUUCACAAAAGUCCAUCAAUGUGUCUGUGUCAUCAUGGACUAAACCAGAAGCCUCUUUGAGCACUAAACAUUCUCCAGAAAGUACAAAAAAGACUCACACUUCGUGGGCAUCAAGCAGCGAUGUGUCUGUGUCACGCCAAAAGCAACAAGACGAUAUUCAAGUUGUUUCUCCAGUGGAUCCCCUGGCCAACCUGAGGAUGAUGCAUGGGCUGAGUGUUAGCAAUGUAAACAAAAAAAACUCAGGAUCUUCAUCUGUGUAUCAUAGCCCUGUUUUGGCCACUUCAGCUACAACUUACAACCCAACUAGUUCUGUGAAUGUUAGUGGGAGCAACAGCAGUAAAAUUAACAGUGCGAGUAAUUCUUUGACCCAGUCCAUCUCCUCAAGCAGUCCACAGAGUCAAACUAAAGCUUCGAGCUACUCUUCCUCGCAAGUCAAGCAUUCGUCUUCAUCAGUGUCUCAUUCAUCCAGUAAAAGUUCGAAGCAUUCAUCUAAUUCUAAAGCAAGGUUAGAUCAGUAUUCAGGAGGAGUUGCCCCAUCAGUGUACAGCUCAUUAACGUCGAGUGUAUACAAUCAACAGUUGCAGCAGAAACAGACCAACCACUUAACAGCACAACAGCAGCAACAGCAGGAACUUUGGCAACAGAUAAAUGCUUCCAAUUACUUAUCUGGAAUGGCACCGCUGCAGGGGCAGUUAUCCAGUGAAAUGAUGAAGUUGGUAUCCCAAGUUGGCAAAUCAGUGGAUAGCUUUUCCCAGUCAGGACCAUACCCAAACCCAGGCACCCCUACCUCAAUUUCUUCCCACCUGUCUCCCUAUGGAGAUGUGUCAAGGGGAAACCAACACUCGCAUCACAUGUCACCCCACCACCUCCACCCCACACACGGAGGAUCUGAGCAACAUCGUGGACAGUACUGAUUGACUCUGAUUUGAAGGAAGCACAACCUCGCAUAAGGACAAGUUCAUUGUUACCUGUUAAAAUAAUUAUCAGUAUACUUAACAGUAUGCUUUACUACUAUUAAAAAAAACAGUAUUGCUGGAUAACAGAGUGUUAAAAAGCAUAUCUAAUAUUUAGCUACAGAAUUGGAUUCCUGUGAUCAAAAGGAUUUGUAAGUAGACCGUUUCAUCUCAGGGUUUUGCAGUACAGUUCAACUUCAAGAUUAAAAGUGUUGGCGAGAGCAGAAAUUUCCUAUGAACGUGAGCUAUUUUGAAAAGAGAUCAUUUUAAAAAGUGACCGAAACCUCUGCAAUGGCUGGCCAUUACUUUUUUAAAGGGACUUUUUCAACUCAAUUUUUUUUCUAUUAUUAUUAUUAUUAAUAUUAUUAUUAUAUCGUAUAUGUUGAAGUUUGUAAAGUAGUCAUCUCCAAUAACAGUGACAGAGGGGAAUUUUAAAGUGUAGUUAGUCUUAGUGAAGUUCAUCAUUUAGAAUUUUCUCUUUUCAUAUUUGUGUAUUUAAAAGAUAAAUGAACACGUUUUAAAUUUAUGUAAUGAAAUUUGAUAGUGAUUGUCCUACCUUAAGGUUGCGAUAGUGUCUUAUGAGAUAUUCAGAUAUUGUACACUUUUGAGGAUAUUUCUAGUCUGCCAGUCAGUAUGCACACUGCCAUUACUUUUUAAAUUUUGCAUUUUUCUUCAUAACUUGAUUGUGGUGAUAACUUUGGACUUGAUCAUGUAAGGAGAGAAUGGAAAUGGAUUGCAGUCUUCUUAAGGCUUGUAUCUUAGGUCACCUUCCAAUUACUUAGGCCUGUUUUCAUGGUGUAAGGCUGUUUAUUCGUGGUUUGCUUGUUAUAUUGCUGCCUUUUAUCAGCCAGGUUCCUCAAACCUCAGCCCUUGGGUAUGCCCAUAGUAGAUGUAUAAUUUGUUUUCAAGGAGUCAUGUUUGCACAUGUACUGUGUACCUCAGCACUGUUAUGAGUUCAUGAGCUACUAGGGUGAAGAUGGAUGUCAUUGGAACAUGAGUUUAUGAGUCAACUUUUAUUAUAGACAAUUAGGGAUGUGUAGAUGGUCAGAACUUGUAGUGCAACUUUUUUAAAUCUAAACUUUUCUUGCUAUUCAUUAGUUCUUUCUUUGUCAUAAAGGUGAUAAGAUGUGCAUUAUUGCAAUUCAUCAACUCCUCAAGCUCACAAGCUUUUACCACUAACUUCAUUUCCAUGAGAGAAGUUAGUGUUUCAACUUUAUGCGCGAUAUUAAAUUUUCAUGAUUUCUUAAUUCAAAACUACAUUUGGUCAUGAUGUAUAAAGUUCAAGAUCAGUAUUUUCUGUGUAAUGUCAUCCAUGUUGACUUUACUUGUUUUGCAUACAGUCGUCAGACAAAUAGACAAUCCCAAAAUUAGAUGGCCCCCUCUUUUGUUUAUAUUGAGCAUAACUUAAAGUUUCAAAUAUUUUGAUUCAGACUUAACUUAUUCUUUUUUCUCUCUCCCAGUGUGUUAUACAGUAAAUUAGAGAGUAUUUAUGUCAUCAUCUGUUGUCAUUUGAAAUUUUCAUUGAUAAGAGGUACUCAAAUUUGCUGGCUUCUGGGUCAAGUACUUUUUGUGCUAAGCAAAUGGCAGUUAUUUUUUGGGCUGUAAAUCUCCUAAUUUUAUUGUUGCAAAAGUAUUUCAUAGAAUGUUUGUUGCAUUAACACUACAAAUCAUGAUGUAAUGCAAUUAUAUAUUGCAAGACGAAAGUUUGUCAUCCUUCGUAAUGGUCCUUGAGUCGAGAAUAGAAAUAACAUUGCCGUUAGAUACUCUCAAGUAAUUUUACAGAUUGCGAUUUUUACAAGAGGUUCACCAGUAUGAAUAAUAAACAUCUGACUUAAUCUUUCAAGUUUUCCAGGGCAAUGGAUUUAAUAAAAGAAUGUGCAGUUUACAGAUGCCAUCUAAAUUUUUUUUAUAUACAGUUGAUCAUUGUUAAGUAAUGUAUUUGCAAUUUUUUUAUUGGAAUGUUUAGCAUGAGUGUUUGUUGUUUCAGUAAUCAGCAAAAUAUCAAGAACGAAUACACUGCAGUAGGAAACCUCGUAUCCAGAACCUAAUGCUAUAAAAUUGUCUAAUCUAUAUGUUGUGCACAUUAACAUAAGAUGCCACCAAGGUUAGAAGAAACCAUGAAUUCUUAUAAGAUACUGAAAGUAGCAUAUAAUACUAGAAAAAUUUAAAUUGUCAAGAAAAACCCAUGCAUUAUUCAUUCAGAAAAGGAGGAAGGUAAAUUUAAUUUAAACACUGAUUUCUGAUAAAUUACUAUUAUGCUAGGCUAGUUUAACAUUUUAAUCUAAUUUAUGUUUAUGGAAAAACAACAAAUUCAUACCAGCCAGCAUUUAAAAGUACAGUAUAUAUUAAUUAUACAAGAGGCAUUUUUAUUUAUUUAUUUUAUUAAUAUUUUUUUUUUGCAUUAACAUUUUUAAUGCAUAUAUAAAAUUAUUUAUGCUGUCAGAUGUAGGUCAGAUUUAAUUACGUUCUUGUAAGAAAAACAAAAUCUGUGAUGUGUAUUGUAUUAUUUGUGUAUACAUAUUUGAAAUUCAUUUUAAAUGUUUUGUGAUUCUGGACAACAGUAACAGAGCAAUGUGGGUGAAAUAUUCUUUUUGAAGCAGGAGAAAAUAGUGUUUCUUAUGAAAUGCACACCUAACACUUCACAAAGAAAUGGCCAAACAUUAUUUUGAUAGACCUAAAUUGUUUUAAUAAUGUGGUAAUAUAUUAAAGUAACAUGUUUGUAUUUCAGAUCCAAUUAAGUUAUAUUUCUGUCAUUCCUAAAUGCUAGGCAGAUCAAAUACAUAUUACAUACUAUUCUUUGAAUAGUAAUAUGUAUUUGAUUUUGUAGUGAACUGCUUUUUAUUUGAUAAGGGGUUUGGUUUUGUUCUUAAAUGAAGAACAGAACUGGCUUGUUGCUAAUUUUUGUUUUACAUAGUUGGCAUAGCGUAUGACUGAAGUGAAAUUAUUUUUUCAGUCGACUCACAAGUGUAGAGAAGCUGGUUCACAGCAAAAGUAAUUCCUUACAAAAUUGUGUAGAAAAUUCAGGAAGCACUAUAAAGCUAAAACAGUUAGUAAAUAAAUGACAGUUUUUAAAAAGACCUAUCAAGCUUUUCAUGUCAAACUGGACACUGAAUUAGAUGAUGAAAAUAACAUUGCUUAACUUCUUUACAGAUCAAUUUGUGUAUAAAAACCUCUUUAAUUGAUUUGAUUAAUAUUGAUUGCUUUGUUUAUUCCCAUUAUUGCUGACGGGGAAAUACUGGCAUAAUUUUAAACUUAUUUUCGGUUUUUUUAUCAGUUAUCUAAGAAUAUUAGAAUCUGGAUACGAGGCUGUAUUGUAUAUGUAUUAACAAACAUUUAAACAGCUCCAUCUUAUUGAAGGAAGUGUAAAUUUACUAGUAUAUAAAACAUUCUCUGCAGUAGCCAUUUCUCAUGAUUUUAUUAUAGCUAUUAAAAAGAUGCAUCUAGAUAUUGAGAGUAUAUUUCAAGUAAGAGUUAGCUCAAGAUUUUGGUAGAAUAAUUUUCUUAAUUAGUAGUAAGUACUUGAUAUGAAGUCACUCAUUUUGUGUGUGUGUAUUUUCAGUACUUCUCCCAGCUUGCUUAAAGGGAAAGAAAGAACUAAUGUAGAAGUUGCUGAGGAAUUGCAUUGAUUUCUUAAAAUAGAACUGUGAAACCAGAUGACUAUAUUUAUUUUUUGUUGAACAUGUUUUUGCUCUAUGGUCCUCAUGUGUUUGUUGAUUGUUAUUUUGCAUUUUAUUUUAUAAAUAUGGAUAUUUUGGUCUUAUAGAAUUAGUAGAUGUAUAAGAUGUCUUCUAUAUAUAUUUAAGGAAGUGUUUUGAUAGAGAUGAAGCAUUCAUGUGAUUAGCUCUAUUUAGAAGACUUGCUUCUGAUUGAUGAUUUUACCUUGGAAAAUUAUUUUUAAUCCUUUAUGAACCACAUUUUUUCCAAGAUUGAACUGUCAGGUUGGGAAGAACUCCCCAGUAUGCUGUAACCAGGUGUAACAACGAGGUUGGGAAGUAUUCCCCAGUAUGCUUAAAACAGCUGUAACAUCGUAUGUGGUGGUCAUUGCGGGAAAUAUUCAGUAAUAUUUUAUGGAAUGGCAUAUGAUAUUUAUAUUAUUUAUAUAUAUUUAUAAAGAUUAUGUAUUUAAACACACCAUCCUUAUAUAAGUUCUGUAACAGUCAUUGAAAUAACACCUGUAGGUCAAGUCCUUGUAUGUUUUAGAAGCCUAUGUUUUCCUCCUCAGAGCUAAGGCUGCCAAGAAUUUCCUUGGGUAGUUGUCAGGAUUCAAUUUUUAUUUGACAGAGGCAGGUUUUAGAUUCUAGAUUUUUUUUUCUUAUAUUCAGAGGCAACUUCUUUCCUUGAUACCAAUUUCUCUUGUAUGCUGUUAAAUAUUGUUAUUGCAACGUGUUUUGGUUUAUAUUUUGUUUACUUAGGAAUAACAUCCACCAGCGGUACAUAAAAGGGUACGUAUUUAUAUCACAUCUUGGAAGUAACAUUUCAUUAUAAUUAAUUAUGUUAGUAGGGUAAUUGUUAUGGUAACAAAAGUCCCAGAGUCUUUUUUAAAUUGCAAACAGUAAGUUAGUUUUCAAGUGGAAAGCUAAUUUUUCCCUUAAAUCAUGUGAUAUUUAUUUGAUAAAUUUUGUAAAUACAAACAUAGGCUAAACUCUAUGCUAAAUUAAAGCAACAUGAACUCAUACAGUUUCAAUUUUUUCCUUGAUUAAAAGGUAAUAAGACAAAUCCUUUGGGUAAUCCCGUGAGAUCUACAUAAAUUAGCUCUUUGGUCUGGUUAAACUAAUAGCAACAACGCAUUUGCUACGUUGUAUAAGACAUAGGUAACAUGUAUUUGUCUGCUUCAGGAUGUUUGACAGCUUGGAUGAACUUUACCAUGAACGUACCUGCUUUGGUGUACCCCUCUGUUUGGGUAAUGAUCUGCAUGUACACUAAUGAACUCAUUUGCCGUGGUACCCCCAUUGUCUCCUUGAUCACAGAUCCUCCUUUGCAAAAUAUACAUAUUAUGCUGCCAAAAGGCCCAGCUCCCACUGUACCUGUGAGGCCUCCAUGGCCAAAGAGUUUCUUUUGAAACCCCCUGUCCAGAGGUUUGAAUCAAUGGGAAAUGAGGAUACCGAUAAAGCAGCCAAAGCUGUAAAUUAUUAUGAUCAGCUCAAACAGUCAUCCCUCCUAGUGAUUAUUUAUUACCCCUAAAACCAAUCGUGGUUAAUAAUUGGCAGAGCUAAUGGAAUGAUGAAUCUUGCAGCAACAAAUUAAUGGAGCUAAAACUCAUUGUUGAAUUAUGGUAUUGUGUGUACCAAGAAGCAAAAUCACACUGAAAUAAUUCUCUCUAGUUAUUAUUGAGUUGCUUACACUCGUUUGAUCCAUGGAUUAUUACUGAAAAAAUAGCCCAUUUAAUCAGAUCACUGUAUGAAGAGAAUGCAGACCAGCACUUACCAAUUUUGCUCCUUUUGUGAAUGUCAUAGCUUCAGCUAACAGAAAAUGUCAAAUUUUGGAAAUAUGGAAACUGCCAGAAUCAUCCCUUUCAAAUUGUCCAGUAAUCAAAGACUUAAAGAAAUACACUUUAAUAGACUUGAAUGUUGCAGUUAAUGAUAAAACCUCUUUGGCUGACCCUAUGAGAGUUUAAUGUUUUAACUCAGUGAUCUGGAUAAACUACUUAAUAAUAGUGAAUCCCUGCACUAUUUGAUAUGGAGGUUGGCACUAAGGGGUAACUCCUUGCCUUCCAUAUUAGUGGAGCAUUAGCUGGGUAUGAUGCUGCUUUUUGCUUUGCUUGGUCUCUGUGACUGGCUGUGUUUGCACAGUCUAAGACUAUUUUAUAAUUUAUAUCUUUGCUUGUUGUAUUAGAGGAAUGUUGUGGUUUGGGUAAACUUAUUAUUGGUAAUGAAAUGCCUGUUGCAAACCUCCAAGUCUUAAAGCUAGAAAAUGAUUUGGACUAAAGGUCAAAAGUAUUGAUAACAAGCUCCGAGUUGCAGGUAUGUUCCCAAUGAGUUAUUUUAUCAUUUAAGUACAGGGUAGAUAUUUUAUUUGAACUUUUAUGAGGUUGAUUUUUUUGUACAAAAAUUUUUUAGUUAAUGCUGUUAUUUUACCCAUUCCUUUACACUUAAAUUUGGAAAGUGAAAUUCACUUGCCUUGGAAAUGCACUGAAGAUUGUUAUUAGUAUAAGCUAAAAAAGUAUUUACAAAAUUUAUUUUAAAAGAAUGUCACAUGAUUUUUUGGUUGUGGGAGUUGUCUGUCCUCUGACUUUGGAAGAAGUAAAAUUUAAUGGAAAGUAAGUGGAUGAGGGUGGUGGACAUAAAAUUUUGUAAGCGUUUCUUAAAACCUCAAAAGUAUGGUUUUGCAAGUACUUAGAGUACUUCAAAUGUAACAAUUGUGUUGCAAGUCAUCAUAAGACAGAUGAACCAAGUGUGGAUAUUUAUGAGCACAAAUAGCAUUUAAACUUAAUCUUUUUUUUCUAUUUAUGUUUAUCAUUUUGUUAUACAGUAGCUUAAUCUUUUUUCUAUUUAUGUUUAUCGUUUUGUUAUACAGUAGCUUAUUUACUUUAUGUAAAAAAUAUAAUGCAUCCCAUGGGUAGGAAGAUUAGGGAUAUUAUUUACAUAACAUCUUUACAAAGAGUUGAGCUAUACUUAAAGAUGAACACAUAACAAUGGAAUUCAAGCAAGAAAUUGAUCCUAAAUUAUAAUCCAGCUCUAGUUGUUAAGAGCUAGGAAGUAUUUUAAGUCAUAUUGACUUGAAGGGAAUGUAUUAUGCAUUGCUUUAUAAUGCUAUAAUGAGCAUUUCUUAACUUUUCUGUAGUCUUAAUCUUUAAAAAAUUAAGUCAUACUACGUAUGACUUAUAGAAUCAUUUAAAUAUGAUAUGAUGUUUUGCAGCAUGUGAAAAAAAGAUUUUGUCUUAACUAAUUUUUUGUUGGAUUAUAUCAUCACACAAAAUUCACAGUGAAUGGGUACAUAUUUGAGAAGAGAGUAAGUGUUCAAUUAAGAAAUUAGAGGCCAAAAUAUUGCAUAGUAGAAGGCAUAUCAUAAGUCACCUGUACAAUUAAGAAAAACUCCUUAUCCAUUAUCAUAUACAUAAGUUUCAUAAUUUGUUUCAUUCUUCAUUUUAUUUGAUGAUUGAUUGAAUGAUGCAUUUGGGGGUGGGGGUCAUUGGUUAUCACUUCCCUUAAUGCUUAGAAAAUUUGUUUUUCCAAGGAUGAGUAAGUUCAUUAAAGUGCACAUAUGCCAUCCUCAAUUUUGUAGUGUCAUUCUUUACAUAGAAGGAAACAUAUGAAGGAUACUUUCAGCUGAGUGAUGAUUAGUUAUUUUUUUUAUUUGUAGUAAUGACCCUUUAAAUCUUUUAGUAAAGGGUGAUGUUCUUCAUUAAUUGCACCUUUUUUGUUUUUUUUGUCAUAUUCAAUGAAAUCUUUCAGCUUAGUCUCAAGUCAGAAUUAAACUUUACAUGAACUGGAACAUUUCACAAUGAAUAACAAGUAUCAGGGAUAAAACUCUCUUUAGAAGUUUCCAAACCUUAAACAUUUUCAGCUUGUCCAGUUAUAAAGUUCUAAUAUUCAAUAUAGCUUUAAUACAUCAUGGUCAUAAUCUUGACCCUUUUAUAAGAACUUAACCUUCAGGUUAGCCUCAUGAGAAAAAAAAAUUUAGUUCUGAAUUUAUUUCAGAAUUAAUGGUGAGGCAUUAAUUUUUUCAGCCUACUCCUUCAAGUGUCAAAACUUUUCAUUGAGCUGUGUGGCCUAACUUUGAUAUCAGUAAUUAUCCUUGAGUUGAUAAUUAUUUGAUAAUUUUCAGUACAGAGGAAAUAAUGUAAAUAAAUGUACUUUUGUCUGGGAGUUGUACUAUUUAUUGUAAUGUUAGCUCUGCUGUUUUUCUUUUUAUAAUUUUACUUUUUUUCAAGUUAAUUUCUACCAAAAUGAAAUGUUUGUAUCAGUACUAUUUGAAUACUUGAAGAAUUCCUAUUUAAAAAUUAAAUACAAAAAAUGUAGUAUUAAAAACAAAUUCUUCAGGCCAGUGCUGUGAGAGUAUUAUUAACUCAACAUUAAGGUUUGGUUUAAAGAUGUAAUUAGCAUAAUAAGUAAUAAGCAUAAUAAUGAACAGCAGAAAUGGGCUAUUAGUCAUAUCAAAAUGCAAAAAUGAAAACUUGAUAGUUGGUAAAUUUUCUAAUGUGUCAGACCUGGAAUAGAAUGUUUGCAAACUACAGUAUUUGGAGGGCACCCUUGUAGAUCAGAUUUAUUUAACGCAUGAGAUAGAAAUGUUAUAAUACAGUACAUGCUUAUGUUAAAAUUUUAUACAUUGGAUAAGCACUUAACGGUAGAUUUAUGAUUUUAUUUGCACACUGUACGCUAAGAUGGAAGAGAUCAUUUCAACAUUCCCAGUUUUUUGUUUACUGGGUUACUGUUUAAGAAUAGCUUAUCUCACCUUCUGACUGAUAGAACAGUGGUUAGCACUGACAUAGAACAGUGGUUAGCAUUAUUUAAGAAAAUAUUUCACUCGCCCAAUAAACAUAUCAAGUAGCUGAACAGAAAUUUAGUGUCAUACUUGAGGAGCUUUACUCUUGUUGAACAAACUGAAACUGAUGCAGAUUAGCUGCUUUUGAGUGAAUAGGUUAAAAGAUGUAAAAUUAUGAGGAGUAUUGGCAAGUUGUAAUUAGAUGUGUGAUAGAAAUAUGAAUUUGGUAAUGGAAUUGGAACAGUUUCUGAUUUUGAAAUGACACAGUUGCCUUUAAGAGAAAUCUCAUGCAGUAAUUCACCUUUCUUAGAAAGUGGUAUGAAAUGCCUUGUACUAUAGUAAUAUGCCUCCUCAUAUAUAAAAAAUUUUGUAUGCAUAAACCAAGGAUUGUCUUGUACAGUUUUGUUUUUAGCAUAUUAGCAAAAAAAAAGAAUGCUCCAUCUCUGUAAAAGUUUGAGUGUCCUCUAAGUGGAUAUUCCCUGUUGCUUUUAUUUGCUCUCUCUGCCUUGAGCACCAUAAUCCUCAUUUCUUGAAGCACUAUAUUUCAGUACACUGAUAUUGGAUCUGUCUCAGUUUUAUUGCCUGAGUGUUCCUUUUGUCAAAUGGAAUAUCUUCGGUUCCCCUGGAAUGAAAUUUGUUUUCAAUUUCAUUGAAGUUUUGAAUAUGAUUUUGACAAUUUUGUUUAUAUUUCAGUUGAAUUCAAGAGUACCUGACCUCUUUUUAUGUAUGGAUGAUUGUAUUCAUUGCAUGUUUUGAACAUACAUUAUAAUAUUCUCUUUUCCUUUUCAUUCCACUGUGACAGUAAAAAAUAUUUUCCACCCAUAAUCUGUGUCCAUGGCUUCAUAUUAGUAUUGUAGACAAAUUUCAGUUUUUCACAUGCCUAUCAUUUUCAUAUGAAAGCCUCAACAUGCACAUUCAGUUUGUGAUAUGAAGUUUAUUCAUCAUAAUAUCACUUAAUUCACAUUUUCAUUUGUGAAUAUGUGUUCAGUGUGAAACUUUUCCUAUUCUUAGUCUUGCUUUCUAGUGAAUAGCUAUCUAUUAAUUGUGUAUAUAUUGUAAAUAAAUGUACUAAUUGGUAAUUCAUAUUAACUUUUGCAACAAAUAUGAUUUACUAUAGCAUGAUGUUACUAUUGCAGAAGAAAUGAGAGACUGGAUGUGCCAAAAUGUGUGCAACUUGCAUAAUUAUUGAACAUUUGCAUUUCAAAGAAUGUGACUGGCAACAUUAUAAUUUUUGCAUGUUUCAAGGGCUGAUGGACCAGUGAAUUAUCUGAAAUUACUGUGAAGUGCAAUUCAUAUAUUUGCAUACUAUCAAGAGUAUAAGUAUAUAUGUAAAUGCUUGCUUAAUUUCUUUUGCAGCAAAAUAUCCUGGAAACAAAACUAUACUUUGUUAAUGGAUUUUGUAAAAUUUUAAAACUACAUUUUUUAUUGAGCCUAAUAUGUACUAUUACAGUUAACACAAAAAUAUUGAUACUAUGCAAAAAAAUUUUUAAUUUGAAAUAAAAAAUCUAGUGUACGAGUUGGAAAUAUGUGAACGCAAGAGUAUUAAAGUUGCUUUUGUGUUUGAAAUAAAGUGAAAACCUAAGUAUUAAGAAUACAGCACACGGCUGAAGUUAAGAUAUUUAGCUGCCAAAUAGAGGUAUCAGAAAUUUUGUACAUACUUUUUCAUUUCACUGGAAUACCAAUAUACUUGAUAUUGAAGACAAACUAUCACUGCCAUUCUUGUUUUUGAUAUCUGUUGUUGCUCACAUGUUCUGUAUGCAUAGCUUUAACAUGUUAAUUUUCAGCUCCCACUUCCCAUCAUCUGUAACAUUGUCUAAUGUUGUUUCUACAACAGGGAAAGCAGGAGUUUUGGGCAAUUUUAUCAAUUCAUCAUAAUUCAGGAGAAUUGCACUCAUGGUUUUUCAAACUGUGGAUGGUGUUAUGUGCAAUGAGGCAAUAGCUGCCAUAUCUGCCAUUUAUGAGGCAGUUUUUUUUAAUACAGUACUGAACAAUAUCAUAUACUAUUUAGAAUUAUGGGAGUCUGAGUUUUUCAACUAGGCAAAAUUAUAUGCAAAGUACAGUGUAAUUAUAUAUUUUUAUUACUAGAAAAGCUGAUAAUUUUAUUACUGCACUGAUGACACUGAUGAUGUGUAUUAUGUAUUGUAUAUGCAAAGGUUUUGCAUAAUCACAAAUGUCUUUUUAUUAUUUAAAUAUUUUUCACACCUUAAAAGCUAAACUAGCAAAAGAUAUCCAGUUGAUCUUUCAGGUUUUGUUCUUUUUCCAUACACUGGUUGUAUUUAUUGUAAAUAUUAUUGUUUAAUUCUUUUAAAUAAUAAAUGUGAGACUGCCUCUU